Molecule: messenger RNA, 1978 nt
Organism: Aspergillus novofumigatus IBT 16806
Lineage: Eukaryota; Fungi; Ascomycota; Eurotiomycetes; Eurotiales; Aspergillaceae
Product: RING finger domain protein
Exons: 1
Coding region: 207-1697 (496 amino acids)
Molecular function (GO): zinc ion binding
Source: RefSeq, a predicted model, not a curated record
UCCGAUUGACGACUGAGUGAUGAAUAAACUAUCUCCCCUCUUCCCAUCAUCAUCAUAAUCAUCAUCAUCAGUCCUGUAGUUCAGCUUGUGACUCAGCUACGACCUCGAUUUGCACGAUGCCAGACACGUAUCUCAUCUUCUAGAAUUACGGAUUUCCAAUCUCCCAUUACACUCGACCGUCUUUCUCACCACGAUCUGUCGCAACCAUGGCUUCUGUCCCCGGAUAUCCCGCCACUACUGGCAGAGGCCGAUCAUCGGAUGCCACAUCAAUUCGAGACGAGACUACCGCAAGCACAGACAGAAGCAGUUUUACAAGCGCCUCACCGGCAGAAUCCAUGGAGGGCAACGAGGCAGUUCUACUCAACAAACCACUCGCAUCCAGCGAGGAUGCGUCAACUGCCGCUUCUGACACCGCCACCACCAGCAAAUCUCCUGUCCCGAGCUCGACCGCUGCUGAAUCCGUGAACGAAGAACCGCGCAAGUGCUGGAUCUGUUACACCGACGAGACGGAAGAUUCCCCCUUGAACUCCGAAUGGCGCUCGCCUUGUCCCUGCGCCUUGACCGCUCAUGAGGCUUGCCUCUUGGACUGGCUCGCUGAUCUCGAAAAUCCUCGGUCCCGCAAACGAAACGGUCACGGAGCCAAGAUGGUGUGUCCGCAGUGUAAAUCCGAAAUUGUGGUCUCUCGUCCGCGAAGCUAUAUCGUUGACGUCGUCCGGAUGUUCGAGCGGCUUGCUGGACGGCUGGUCCUACCCGGUAUGGUGUUUACUCUGGCGGGUACCGUUUGGGCGGGAUGCUGCGCACACGGCGUUUAUUCGAUGUAUUUCGUUUUUGGGACCGAGGAAGCGAGACAAAUUUUGGAAGAGACGGCGGAUGGAACUUGGAACUCAGGUUUGAAUCUAGGGUUACCACUGAUUCCGCUCGUGCUCAUCUUCUCACGGACUCGCUAUGCCGAGGGUCUUCUACCUGCCAUCCCGGUCCUGUUCUUCGCGACGCAUAACCCGGGCCAAGAGCUCGACCUUGACCUGUGGCCGCCUAGUGCUGCUAUGACGUUUGCUGCGCUUCCCUAUUUUAAGAGCUUCUACAGCGCGGUGUAUCAAAGAUUAUUCGGCAAGCUGGAAAGGAAGUGGGUUGCCGAGGUGCAACCGCGCCAAGCAGAUAUCAACGAGUUUGAUGAUAAUGCGCCACCUGAGCAUCCGGAGGGAAGAAACGAUGCCGAGAAUGGCCAGAUAUUGAUGGAAAUUGAUCUGGAGUUCCAAGUUGGAAUGGGUAAUGAUGUACGUCAGGGUAUUCUGGGUCUCCAUGCCGGAGAAAACGCUCAGAACAACGGGCAAAACCAAGAUGGCGGCCAAAAUGAAAACAAUCUGGGACUAGGACGGCGAGACGACCUCAUACAUGAGACAAGCAACCUUGCCGAUAUCAUUCUUGGGGCUCUCGCAUUUCCAGCGAUUUCGGCAUCCAUGGGAGAUCUGCUCAAGUAUAUUCUCCCCACGUCGUGGACAAGCGCACCGUCAGCCUUGGAGCGCGGCCGACCCGGUCUGCUACAGACGCGGUGGGGGCGAAGUGUCAUCGGAGGGUGCGUGUUUGUGCUGCUGAAGGAUGCAUUGGUACUUUACUGCCGCUGGAAGCUUGCACAGACACACAGGAAACGAAAGGUGCUGAACUACGACCGGAAGAAGAAGAAAGUCGUUGGCCACUGAGUGGCUUUGUCGAAUUUUUUCAAAACAUUGGCACUUUCGCUUUCUGCUCUCUCUACUCUUAUGACUACGGAUAUGAUGACGAUGCAUUUCACUGGCGUUGGUGGGGGAUUACCCUGGAGGAUUUAUCUAGUCUACUUCUCUACACUCGGAUCUUCAACGGAUGCCAAGGUUUUUCUAAGAUUUACGAGUUUUAGAUUCCCACAUGGUAGGCACCUCAAUGGCAUUUAUUGCAGGCGAUAUCACGAACAGUGUGAAUUAUACAAUCAAUUCAAAAUAAUGGC